AAACACCCGUGUGCGCGCUGCGCGGUUGUCCUCUGAAGGAAAGCCAGAAAGAACUCCUCCCUGAAAGAUAAAAAUCAUCUCUGAUGGUAAUCACUCAUAGCUCAUUUACUGCGCUUCAGUGUACUACGGUUUUAUUGUAACGUUAUCAGUUUAAUUUCUGCCUAUUUAAACAUUGAAAUUUAGAGCAAAUAACAGGAGAGAACCUCAUGCAUACCGUGCACUUAGUGAUUCAAUCACUACUGGUCUAAUUCCACAUUUGACAGGUAAGGCAGGAGGAUGAGGAACAUUGCGUCGAACUUUGUCUUCACCGCUGGACUGAUGGUCGGAUUUCUCUCGCUUCGCUUUCUGUUUCUGGACUCGAACCUUUUACCGGAUCAACUCAAAUAUUCUGUGAGGGGUGUGAAGCCUGAAGCCAAACAGGGCUCACUGCAGGUCGACUCCGGUGAGAACAAGGGCCCAGCAGUUAAUUUCUCUCACACAACACGGAUCUUGUGCUGGAUCAUGACGGGGCCCAAGAACUUGGAAUCCAGAGUUAAGCACAUCAGGGAAACAUGGGCCAAGCGCUGCGACAAAGUGCUUUACAUGAGCUCCGUCAAGACCGACUUCCCCACUGUGGAGCUGAACGUGAGUGAGGGAAGGGACAAUCUGUACUGGAAGACCAUCCGAGCCUUUCAGUACAUCCACCAGCACCACCUAGAUGAAGCAGAGUGGUUCCUGAAAGCAGACGAUGACACGUUCGUGGUCGUAGAAAAUUUACGCUACACCUUGUCCAAAUAUGAUCCAGAGAAGCCGUUGUACCUGGGCAGAAGGUUUACACCCUUCAUCAGUCAAGGCUACAUGAGUGGAGGAGCAGGUUAUGUCCUCAGUAAGGAAGCACUGAGAAGAUUUGUCAAGGGGUUCAAUAAUGGGGAAUGUACCCACUUCUCUACCAUAGAGGACAUGGCACUGGGGAAAUGUAUGGAGACGAUGAAGGUAGAGCCAGCAGACUCCAGAGAUGUGAAGGGGAGACAAACAUUUCAUCCUUAUCCUCCAGACCAUUACCUGGUCAGACAGCCCCCAAGACCACGGCCAUGGUAUCUGCUUUACGACCACUAUACUCCAAUAGAGGGACCAUUCCAUCAUGGAGGACAGUCUCCACUGUCUCCAGGUGACCAGGAAGCUCUUGCUGUGGGACUUUCCCCAUCUGGUGUCCCUCAGAGCAGUGUACUGUAUGUUCCAGGGGUGGAGAAUCGGGCAGCAGAUCUGCCGGGCGACUUCCAAUGAUGCACUCAGCUUCUCUCUCCUCCUCUCCCUCUCCAUCUGUACGUAUUCUUGUCCCAUCAAUGCAUGUUACUAACUCGACAUCUUCUCUCUCCCGUAGCUUUGUGCUUUCUUGUCUCUCUCUUUCUGUUGCUUUCAGCAGGUAUUUCUGCCUCCAGAGCUGUAGAGUCUGGAUCUAUGAUUGCAAGCCACAUACUGCCCCCAUGUUCCCGCUCAACACCUGCUGCUACAAAUUCUGUUAAAUCUCUGUGUGGAAUUUUCAUUGUGCUACUGUCGCCAACUGCUUGCUCAUGGUGGGAAUUGUUGGGCCUUUGUAAAUAAUAUUAUAAAGGGUAUGGUCUAUAUGCAAAGUGCAAUGGGAUAACUUCUGUUAUGAGUUUGCGCUAUGUAAAUAAAUAAAAUAUACUGAAUUGAAUCUCCUGUCUAGGAUUGGCCCCUUCCCAGGGAUGCUAUAUCCGGAGGUUGUAGCCCUACUGUGGUCCUGAUUUGGCAGAGCUCGGACAGAUCUAUUUGCAUCAGGAGAAACAACUCAUUGCAAAAGCUGGUUUUCCCUAAAGGCUCAGGGGGCUCCCACAGCUCUGUCUCAAGAGUGGCUGGAAGGCUUGUUGUAUGCGUUUUCUCCACUGCCUUUAAUUCCCCAUGUACUCCACAGGAUUGCCACAAGUCAUUACAAGGUGCUGUUAAUAGUUCCCCGGUGGCCAGGGAGGCACUGGUUUCCUCCAGCCGAUCCCUCUCCACCCGCCCGGAUCAUCAACGACCACCCAGCUUACAUUGUCUGGCAGUUGGCUGUGCGCCGCCAAGGCCAGGGGUCCCAGUACCUCGUUGAUUGAGUGGGAAAUGGUCCUGAGGAACGUCCCUGGAUUCCUUGCAGCCUCAUCCUGGAUCCCUCCCUUGUCCAAGACUUCCAUCGUGCUCAUCCUGACAAGCCUGGGGGUUCGCCUGGAGGGGGGUUACUAUUACGGCUUCAGCCGUAACCUCAGAUAUUUCCCUUGUGUUUCCCUGUGUUUCCCUUUUUCCUGUUUUCCCCUGUCUGUCUGUGUGUGUCUGUGUCUGUGUGUGUGUGUGUGUGUGUGUGUGUGUGUGUGUCUGUCUCUACCGGCUCCUGAUUCACCGUUCAACCUGCACACCUGCUCCAAGCCAUACACCUGCAAUCCAUCCACUAAUCAACACUGCAGUAUUCAAUUCAAUUUUAUUUAUAUAGCGCCAAUUCAUAACAGAAGUUAUCUCAUUGCACUUUUCCUAUAGAGCAGGUCUAGACCGUACUCUUUAUAAUAUUAUUUACCAACAAAUCCCACCAUGAGAAAGCAUUUGGCGACAGUGGCAAGGAAAACUUCCUUUAAGAGGCAGAAACCUUGGACAGAACCAAACUCAAUGAUGGGCGGCCAUCCACCGCUGCCGUGUUAGGAUUUGAGAGCGACAGAGAGAGAGAGAGAGACAGAGAGAGAGAGAGGUAUAUCAACCCUGGUUCUUCAGCCACUCCACGCCAGAUUGAUAUUACCUACAGUGGUAGUUUAGGUCUCAAAUUGUGCAUUCAAGUUUUUCUGCUCUCGUGUGUUUUUGGGUUCACUAAUUUUGUUCACCCUACCCGCCAGCCUCUCUGCCACACUCACAUCCAGCCAUUGUCUGCUCUGCCUCGUCAUAUCAGCUUCCCUCAUUCUCUCCUGCCUCCGUCAUCUGGAUUUUCCUCUCAACCACAUUCAUUUCCUUAGAAAACUGAACAAUAAAUUAUUUCUUUAUCAAAUCCA
Siniperca chuatsi (mandarin fish) is the source of this 3005-nucleotide messenger RNA. RefSeq lists its product as uncharacterized. Gene Ontology annotation, molecular function: N-acetylgalactosaminide beta-1,3-galactosyltransferase activity. NCBI's taxonomy places the organism in Eukaryota, Metazoa, Chordata, Actinopteri, Centrarchiformes, Sinipercidae. The record is from RefSeq and is a predicted model, not a curated record. Bases 277 to 1263 code for a protein of 328 amino acids. The transcript has 3 exons. Gene Ontology annotation, cellular component: membrane.